CACUGCUGUCUAUAAAUGGGAGGGAAGAAGCAUCCUUCCAAUUCAAGCAUCACUGAAGAAAUGGAUACUCGCAUUGCAUCAGCUUCUUUCCUUCUGUCUAUUCUCUUUUUCUCUGGUGCCAUUGUCUCUGCAGACUUCGAUUUCUUCUACUACGUUCUCAUGUGGCCAGGAGCAUAUUGUAAAAAAGAAGGAUGCUGCCUUCCCACAACAGGUAAACCAGAGCUAGACUUUUUCAUUGAAGGCAUGUAUCCGGCUAAAAAUUCAGGAGAGUUCGUCUCAAAAUGCGAUAUCACUACUAAAUUCUACGUUAAUGAGGUUGCAGACAUGAUCAGUGGCAUGUAUGCUUAUUGGCCGAACAUCACGUGUCCAAGCAACAACGGUCUGUCCAGUUGGAAAAAUCUAUGGGAACCGUACGGUAAUUGUAUGGGGCUGACCGAAAAGGAGUACUUUGGUGGGGCCUUGCAGCUGCGAUCUACGGUCAAUUUGCUCUCCAAUCUGGGAAGGGCAGACAUGGUGCCAAACGACAACGACUACGACUCAAGCUUGAUCUAUGCCGCCAUUAAUGAUGCAGUUGGAGGGAAAACGGCCAUGCGUUGCGUAGAAACCUCGUGGUGGUGGUUUUGGAGCAAAUCUCAGCUAUCUGAGGUCUGGUUCUGUGUAGACAAGAGUGGUAGCACAAUCAUCAAUUGUCCCACCUAUCCUAAGUUUACGUGUGGGGACAAAGUCACGUUCGGUAAAUUCACCUACGACAUGAUGAAGGACACGUCCGAAUCUUUCAACCCCAUCCAAAUGCCUACAUCCCUCUCCGAAUAAUCUUGGCCGCUUAUCACCGUGUCUUCAGUUGCUCUCUAGUGUUCGGAAAUUAUGCAAGUAUGAUGUUGGAUUUUCCAGUGUGAGCUUUGUUUCAUAA
This is a messenger RNA of Magnolia sinica, 910 nucleotides long. RefSeq names its product extracellular ribonuclease LE-like. The transcript is spliced from 4 exons. Gene Ontology annotation, biological process: RNA catabolic process. Gene Ontology annotation, cellular component: extracellular region. The record is from RefSeq and is a predicted model, not a curated record. NCBI's taxonomy places the organism in Eukaryota, Viridiplantae, Streptophyta, Magnoliopsida, Magnoliales, Magnoliaceae. The coding region runs from base 16 to 813 and encodes 265 amino acids. Gene Ontology annotation, molecular function: ribonuclease T2 activity; RNA binding.